CAACUAUAUUUAUUUAGAACUCAUUUUUCAACUGUUUUUAUUUUAACUGCCUUUCGCUUGAAUGGAAAUGAGAGAAAAUGACUGCUGGUUCAAUAUGUGUCCCUCAGAUUAUACCACUGCGAGUUCCACAGCCUGGAAAAGCUAACCAUGAAAUUGAUAACAAUACACUUUUAGAAAUGAAAUCAGAUACCCCAGAUGUCAACAUAUAUUAUACUCUGGAUGGCAGCAAACCUGAAUUUCUAAAGAGAAUUGGUUAUGGUGAAAAUAAUACCUUUAAGUAUACAAAACCUAUUACUCUGCCUGAUGGAAAAAUACAAGUUAAAGCUAUUGCAGUCUCUAAAGACAGUAGACAGAGUGGGAUUGUAACAAAGGUGUUUCAGGUAGACUAUGAACCACCAAAUACAGUCUCUUCUGAAGACAAUGUUGAAAAUGUUCUCAAAGUUUCUUCAAAGCAGGAAUUAAAAAAUGGACUUGUUGGAUUGAAACUAAGGAAGAAAUAUAAAAAAGCUGAAAAUAAACCUAGUUGGAAUGUUAACCUUAGAAAGUUUCCAGACCUUGAUGUAGGUGAAAGAACUGACCCUAAAACUUUGAAAGACCUUCGCUUCUCAGAGAGUCCACUGGAAAUUCCAGCUUACCGUGAAGGAACAAGUUCUAGACCACCUACCCGCCAGUCUCAGUCCCCUGGUUUUGCACGUAUAACUGGCCAAAAGAGUUUAACAAGCACAGAGAUCACGAGAAUUCAAAGGGAGACAGACUUCCUCAAGUGUGCCCACUGCCUUGCCCGCCGCCCAUCUGAUCCCUUUGCUCGCUUCUGUCAAGAAUGUGGCUCUCCUGUCCCACCUAUACUUGGCUGUCGUCUCCCACCCCCGGAAGGAGCUCAGAUGGGCUUGUGUGCAGAAUGUGGAAGCAUGGUACCCAUGAACACUCCCAUCUGUGUGGUGUGUGAGGCUCCUCUCGCUCCACAGCUGCAGCCGCAGGCCAGCCUCCACUUGAAGGAGAAAGUAAUCUGCCAGGCCUGUGGCACGGGGAAUCCUGCUCACUUGAGAUACUGUGUCACCUGUGAGGGGGUCCUGCCUCCAUCACAAGAGUCAAUGCAUGGUGGAGAUAAAGCCCCUCCCCUGCCCAUUCAGAAAGGGGAGAACAUUUCCUGCUGUCAGUGUGGUCGCCAGAAUCUCGGGGAGAUGUCCUUCUGCGACUGGUGUGGAGCCACGCUUGGCAUUCCUGCUGGCUACUCUGUUUGCCCUAAAUGUGGGGCAAGCAAUCACCUAUCUGCCCGAUUCUGUGGCUCCUGUGGUAUUUAUGUGAAGUCCUUGGCAAGACUUAGCUUGGACAGCACCCUGGCUGCUUUUGCUGGGGAUCCUCGCCCUUUUUCUGAGUGCCGAUCUGCCUGGCAGUCCUUAAGUGCUUCUUUGCCCAAAUCUGAUGCUGGGACUAAGAAGGACAUAGGCACACAGACCGUUGGCCUGUUCUUCCCAUCCGGCAAGCUGCUAGCAAAAAAGAAACUGGAAAUGGCUUCUCAAGAGCAGAGGCAGGAGAAAAUGAGUGACCACAAACCUCUCCUCACAGCCAUCAGCCCAGGAAGAGGAUAUUGGAGAAAACAAUUGGAUCACAUCUCUGCUCACCUCAGGUCUUAUGCUCAGAACAACCCUGAAUUCCGGGCCUUGAUUGCAGAGCCCAGGAUGGGAAAGCUUAUCUCAGCUACUGUCCAGGAAGAUGGCUGUGAAGUUAGCAUCAGACUGAAUUAUAUUCAAGUCUCAAACAAGAACCUUUACCUCAACAAGGCGGUGGAUUUCAGCAAGCACUUUCUGAGCGGCGUCACCGAGGGUGGUAAUGGCCUGUUCAGCAGCAGGUCCAGCUUGGUGAGUGACUGCAGCCAGAGUACCACAGAUACCAAUGAAAAAGCCAAGAGGAUCAGGAAUUUCAAAACCAAAAGAUUUCAGGAAAAGGAGCAGCUUACACCUGAAGACAGACUCCUGCUGAAGGAAGUCGGUCCGACGGGGGCAGGAAGAAUCUCUGUGAUUGAACAAUUGCUGGAUGAAGAAGGCAGCCGGACGCUGUCGGGUGCAGGGUUUUGUGGCGAGUUUGUCCUUUUCCGUGUGCUGCAGGGAGCAGACCCCAACUGCAGUGACAGCGAAGGCCGCCCCGUUCUCACCGUGGCUGUGGUGAAUAAGCGCCACGAGGCGAUUCCGGUUCUCGUGCAGAGAGGAGCAGACGUGGACCGGCAGCCCGGAGCGCUCAGAAAUACAGCUCUUCAUGAAGCAACUCUGCUUGGCCUGCCAGGAAGGGAGAGCAUCGCCACUUUACUGGGAUGCAAUGCAAGCAUCCAAAAGAAGAAUACAAGAGGCCACACAGCAUAUGACCUGGCUCUGAAAAGUGGGGAUGAUCUCAUCUGCUCGCUCUUUGCUGCUAAGUUUGGGCCAGGGCUCAAGGACCAGCUCACCCAACCCAGGAACCUCAGCCUGGAGAAUUGCUAGACCCAGCGCCUCCGUGGGGCUUCAUUUAAAGAAACCAUAGAGCUCUGGCUGGCUGUUCAUUUCUUUCUGAAAUGUAUAUGUGAGGUUAGGAAUUGAGAUUGAGAGGAACUCAUAAGAUUCUUUUCUUUUCCUUAAGUGAUAUGACAUUAUAAGCCACUAAUACCACAUAGGCAGCUCUCAGUGUACCAUUGAUUGUGAUGAAAUUAGUGUGUGUUUAUUAAUGGUUUAUUGCUGCUUUUGGGGGAGUAGUUUGGCUUUUGAUUUUUAUUUUUCAGUAGAUAAUAAUUGUGCAUGAUUGAAAGCUAGAAGGUAUAAAAUAUUACGUAGUGAAGUGUCCCUCCCUCCCUGUCUCACAGCCACCACUUCCCUUCUCUGAGGCACCAGUGACACCAAUGUUAACUGUGUCUUUCCAGGGGUAGCACAGGAUUAGGUAAGCACAUACAUAGGAUGUAUGUCCAUGUACAUACAGGGUAUACAUAAAAUAUAAAUAUAUAGAACAUAUAUAUAUACUUUCCCUCUUUUAACACAAACACUAGCAAACCACACACUGUUCUGCAUCAUGUUAUCUUUGCUUAAUACAUCUUGUAGGUGGCUCCAAAUUAGUAUGUAAAGAUUGAGCUUAUU
Cynocephalus volans (Philippine flying lemur) is the source of this 3098-nucleotide messenger RNA. It is a transcript of the gene DZANK1, whose product is annotated as double zinc ribbon and ankyrin repeat domains 1. Bases 78 to 2474 code for a protein of 798 amino acids. The record is from RefSeq and is a predicted model, not a curated record. The transcript is spliced from 21 exons. Gene Ontology annotation, biological process: eye photoreceptor cell development. Lineage: Eukaryota; Metazoa; Chordata; Mammalia; Dermoptera; Cynocephalidae. Gene Ontology annotation, molecular function: protein binding.